AUGAAGUGCUGGUGGCAGAUUUUUGUCCUGUGUAUCUUCUGGGUGCUCAUCUUGUGGCUAAUGACUUCCUACCUGGAUCUGACACCUGAAUCAGCACUCCAGGAAAAAAGAAUGUACUUGGGAACAUGGCAUUGCAACUGCCCUUGGUUCAAAUUCGGGAUGUGCGGCUGCCCUUCUGGGACCCUCAACUGCUCCUCCUGCUACUACACAGUCAGAGAAUGGAACUGGUUUGAUGCAUGCUAUGAGAAGACCAUGGGGUACCUGAUGCAGACAAAAGAGUCUAUGACUUCUGACAUUGGGCUGUGGUGGCUGGGCAUGAACUCAGCAAGUGUGUUUGGGAAAGUGUGGAAGAUGCUGUUUAAAGUUAUUCCCAGACCGUUGGUGCACCAUUUUGAUUUCUACUGUGAGACUUGUGCAGUGUUGGGGAACUCACUGAUCCCACCAGGUUCUGGCCUCAGCAACAACAUCGACCAGCACCCCAUGGUCUUCAGGUGGAAAUACCAGCAACCAGGGUCCUGGAGGUGGCUGGUGCUGCUGCUGCUGAAGCUUUCUGAUCUGUCAUGGACUUCAGACACUCUGAGUGGUGAGAUGGAGUGCAGGGUAAUCUUGGGAUUGCAGCAGCAGCAGGAGGAGGACUGUGAAGAUUUUCAGGGGUAA
This is a messenger RNA of Cynocephalus volans (Philippine flying lemur), 657 nucleotides long. RefSeq names its product chromosome 1 C20orf173 homolog (gene C1H20orf173). Gene Ontology annotation, biological process: sialylation. The transcript is spliced from 4 exons. Gene Ontology annotation, molecular function: beta-galactoside (CMP) alpha-2,3-sialyltransferase activity. Bases 1 to 657 code for a protein of 218 amino acids. Lineage: Eukaryota; Metazoa; Chordata; Mammalia; Dermoptera; Cynocephalidae. Gene Ontology annotation, cellular component: membrane. The record is from RefSeq and is a predicted model, not a curated record.